AUGGCGCUAUCCACAGGCCAUGUCGCCAGCCAACUAAGGCACCUCAUUUACUAUCACCUCGAUAACAACCUCGUUCGCAAUGCGCUCUUUCUUGCUGGUCGUCUCCAUGCCUACGAACCACGAUCCUUCGAAGCUCAAUAUCUACUUUCUCUCUGCCACCUACACAAUGGAGAAGUCAAGGCUGCGAUGGAGUGUAGCCAGGGCUCAGGAUCGCGUGGCUUGCACGUCGGCAGCGCCUACGUCUAUGCACAGGCUUGCUUGGAUCUGGGCAAAUACGUGGAUGGCAUAACUGCCCUGGAGCGCAGCAAGUCGCUCUGGGCUUCGAAGAAUCACUGGAAUAAGCACAGCGAAACAUCUCGACAGCACCUACCAGAUGCAGCAGCGGUGUACUGCCUGCUCGGAAAGCUGUGGCAAGCUCAUAAGGACUUGCACAAGGCGGUAGAUUGCUAUGUGGAUUCGCUGAAACUGAAUCCGUUCAUGUGGGAUGCUUUCCUCGGGCUAUGCUCCACCGGUGUCAACGUCCGAGUCCCUAACAUCUACCAACUCAGCCCGGAACUCCUCUCCGUCAUCUCUGCCUCUCCCGACGAUCUGGACUCGGUACCAGGGCAUUUCCCACCAGCUGAAGGGCCUUUUUCCUCACAAUCUACCGGAUACCCCGGACAUCCCGGACAUCCCGGAGGUGAUCCAUUCAUGGUCCCUGCUGCUCGUGGCGAGAUCGAUUCGACAUACGGAAGCUCAGCUCUGUGGGAGAAAUUCAAUGGAAGUUCUGUCAGUGUUGCAUCGGUAGCGGCACCGGUGAUCCACGAGGGAAUGGAGACGCCCAGUGGACAAAGCAGUAGCUCAGAAGAGUUCCGUAUUGCGAAUGGAGUCACGGAACCGGAGUCCGCCUGGGAACCACCACUGGCGCCAGCAAGGAAGAAUCGCACGAUUCAGUCUAUGAGCUUAGACCAAACGGGUCAAGCUCCACCCAAAAUGCGAUCAACUGGUAUUCGGCCUCGCCCUCGAACUCGAACAGAGCUGGAUGAACCACCUUUUGCCUCGGCGGACAGAGAGCCUCCACCAGCGCCUCGGUUUGGUGAUCGCAAACGCACUGUUUCUGGCCAAGUUGCCCAUCCCCUUCCUCCCCAGCCGACCGAACCUGGUGCUCCCCAGCGUCGUAGUGUCCGACUUUUCAAUCAAAUUAAACCCACCACCAGCAAGCUGUCCAGUUCUACUCUCACAGGGCGCGAUGGCCGAGAAGUGAAGAAAGUCCGAAGUGCCCACGCCAAGGGACGUCCUGCCACAACGUCAACUGUGGGCCGGGUGGUGAGCGGCAACCGCAAACCUAUGGAGUCAUCCGACCAUGAUAGCAAAGAACCCCGUGCUACGUCCAUCCCCGCCACCUCCGGUGUUCCCCCUCUUCCCCGACAUGCCGAGAGAUCCAAAGAGCUCGAAGCCUUGAAUUGGCUUUUGGGACUGUUCAGCAAACUUGCAUCUGGGCACAGCGCAUUGAGCCGGUAUAGAUGCCCCGAGGCUGUACAGCAUUUCAACUCUCUUUCGCAGGGUCAACGGGAGACACCGUGGGUCCUGUCUCAGCUUGGCCGAGCCCACUUUGAACAGGCGUUGUAUGGAGACGCCGCCAAAUAUUUUGCCCGUGUCCAAACUAUGGCACCCUCGCGAGUCGAAGAUAUGGAGAUCUACUCGACUGUGCUUUGGCACCUGAAAAAUGACGUCGAGUUGGCUUAUCUGGCACACCAGUUGCUGGAAGCCGAUCGAUUGUCGCCCCAGGCUUGGUGUGCCAUCGGUAACUCCUUCUCCCACCAGCGGGAUCACGAUCAGGCCUUGAAAUGCUUUAAGCGAGCGACCAUGCUUGACCCUGAGUUUGCCUAUGCCUUUACACUACAAGGUCACGAGUAUGUUGCCAACGAAGAAUACGACAAGGCCCUGGAUGCGUAUCGCCACGGAAUCAAUGCUGAAAAUCGCCACUACAAUGCCUGGUAUGGACUGGGCACAGUUUACGAUAAGAUGGGCAAGCUCGACUUUGCCGAGCAACAUUUCCGGAAUGCAGCCACCAUCAAUCCGACCAACGCCGUUCUCAUCUGCUGCAUUGGGUUGGUCCUGGAGAAGAUGGAUGACCCGAAGAACGCUUUGCUUCACUAUGAGCGGGCCUGCACAUUGGCACCACACUCUGUCCUGGCUCGCUUCCGCAAGGCCCGUGUUAUGAUGAAACUACAUGAUUUCAAGUUCGCCCUGGCAGAGCUGAAGGUGCUUAAGGACAUGGCACCGGACGAGGCCAAUGUGCACUACCUGCUUGGUAAACUGUACAAGAUCCUCCACGACAAGGCCAAUGCCAUCAAGCACUUCACCACGGCUUUGAACUUGGAUCCAAAGGCUGCACCAUUCAUCAAAGACGCGAUGGAGUCCUUGGAUGAUGAUGAAAUGGAAGAUGACGAUAUUGCAUGA
Messenger RNA from Penicillium subrubescens, 2442 nucleotides. RefSeq names its product anaphase promoting complex subunit bimA. Bases 1 to 2442 code for a protein of 813 amino acids. The record is from RefSeq and is a predicted model, not a curated record. Gene Ontology annotation, molecular function: protein binding. The transcript has 4 exons. NCBI's taxonomy places the organism in Eukaryota, Fungi, Ascomycota, Eurotiomycetes, Eurotiales, Aspergillaceae. Gene Ontology annotation, biological process: cell division.